AUGACCGUGUCGACGCUCGGCAUCCUAGCGCAUGUCACGCCGACACUAGUGGUGAAUGCGCUGAAGCACUAUGUCCGUCUGUGGACCGAGUUCGGCUCGCGCAAUGCGCGCGAGACCGCCAACGAGUUUUACUAUGACCAGGCGUUUCAUCUGGUGAAGCAGCUCACGAUCUACCUGACGCAUCAUACCGCCGAGGAUAUCCAGGGUCUCACGGACAUGCAGGUGCCGAUGCCCCCGUGGGGCUUCUCGGAGCAGGUCAUGAUCCCGAUGGAGAGCUGCGACGAGGCGGCGCAGCUCCUCAUCCGCUACUUUGGCCCAGAGCAGAUCCAGACCUUGAUCGGCGGCGCGCGCUGGUGGCAGAUGCGCACGGUCGCGGGACUGCCGGCUGAGUGGAUCUCGCAGUACUCGGACUACCACACGCUCGUGGACUUGCAGAGCGGACGCAACGCGAGCCUCUCGGCCUCCCUCUCGAAGCGCAUGAAGCGCCAGACGAACAAGCGCAACCCGCGCCACGAGCACGAACAAGCGUCCGAGGCGCCGCCCGGCGAAAAGGGGCGGUUUGCGGACACUCAGGAAGAACGCGACCGCCUGAGCCGUGUCAUGCUCUACAUCCACGGUGGCGGCUACUACUUUGGCUCGGUAAAUACGCACCGCUUCCAGAUCCUGCGCAUUGCACGCAAGUUUGGCGGGUUUGCUUUUGCGGUCAACUACCGCAAGGCGCCGCAGUUUCCGUUUCCGUGUGCGAUUCAAGACUGCCUCGCGGCGUACAUGUACCUGAUCCGCCCGCCGCCCAAUGCCAAGCACCAGGCGGUGGACCCGAAGCAGAUCGUGAUUGCGGGCGACAGUGCGGGCGGCGGCCUGAGCCUUGCGCUGCUGCAGCUGCUGCGUGACUUGGACCUGCCGCUGCCGGCCGGCGGCGUGCUCAUUUCGCCAUGGAGCGACCUGACACACAGCUUCCCGUCGAUCCUGCAGAACACGGCUACGGACUACAUCCCGCCCUACUCGUUCAUCCACAAGCCCAGCACGCUCUGGCCGCUGCAGCGCGACUCGGGCGUGUUUGAGAAAAAGUCGCUCUUUACCUUUGGCGUGAAGCGCCAGAAGCGCCGCAAGGAGCACAUGUCCCCGGCCGAGCGCGAGAUGAACCGCAUCGUGCACUUGCGCCUGCCGGACGGCAAGGAUAUGCCGAUCACGUCGCAGAUCCAACUGUAUGCGACGAAUGCGCAGCUCUUCCACCCUCUGUGCUCGCCCGUGCUGAGCGGAAGCCUCGGUGGGCUCCCGCCGCUGUACAUUUGCGCUGGCGACAGCGAGGUGCUGCGCGACGAGAUCAUCUACCUCGCGCACAAGGCGGCGCACCCGGACCAGUACCCGCUGCGCGAGGACCUCAUGGACAAGUUCCCGGUGAUGCGCGAGGCGCAGCGCAGGUUCCACGACAAACCGACAAACGUGCACCUCCAGGUCUUUGACGGCCAGUGCCACGUCUUUACCAUGCUCAUGCAGACGGUCGCGGCCAAGUACGGUUUCCGUGCCAUGGCGUCGUUUAUCAAGUUUGUCACCGGCGCGCCGACGACCGAGGCCGCGGCGAAUGUUCCUGACUAUGCCGAGGCGUGGCAGUACAGUAGCGCCGCCGCCGCCGCGUACGGGCCGCCAUCGCACAGCUACCAGGUGCGCCGCGGGGCCAAGGUCGCGACGGCGGCCGCCGCCUCGCAGAAGGAUAAUAUGUACUCGGGCAAGGUGCCGCUGCAACGCCCCGAGUACGAGAGCCACAUGAUCCGCGAGCGCGUCGACGUCAACGGCAAGAUCCGCCCGAUGGAGCCGCCGUCGAUGAUGCAGGCGCUCCGUAUGCCCUACCAAGAGGUCGGCGCGGUGAAGGCCUCGACGUACAACCGCUUCCAGAAGGGCCACACGCUGUGGGACACGCGCUACCGCCGGACCGCAGCCAAGGUGAAGCGCAAGCGCGCCAAGUACCAGCGCCGCGCCAACCGCAUCCUGAACAAGGCCCAGGCCGAGGGACUGCUCGACGAUAUGGGCGACCUCGACGUGAGCGAGAACGGGACGACCUGGACGGACCUCGCGACGUACGGCCCGGCCGACCUGCGCAACGAGUGCCCCCCCCCGUCGUCGAUUGUCGGGCGGCGCGACACGCCGUCGGCGAUCACAAUGCUCAAGCUGAGCCUGCACCUGCGGGCCAAGCGGCGGCGUGCGCUCGGCCUCACGAAGGAGUCCGCGCGGCCGUCGGCAGGCCGCACCCACUCGCAGCGCUCGUCGAUGGCCGACGACGAGGUCGAGCUGCGCUACGGCGGCGAGCACCGCCCGACCGACGCGCCCGGCGAGCCACUCGGCAAACGAUUCGGACUGUGGAAAUGUACGUAUUGGUGCUAA
Molecule: messenger RNA, 2379 nt
Organism: Malassezia japonica
Lineage: Eukaryota; Fungi; Basidiomycota; Malasseziomycetes; Malasseziales; Malasseziaceae
Exons: 3
Coding region: 1-2379 (792 amino acids)
Molecular function (GO): lipase activity
Source: RefSeq, a predicted model, not a curated record